Penicillium malachiteum is the source of this 318-nucleotide messenger RNA. RefSeq lists its product as uncharacterized. NCBI's taxonomy places the organism in Eukaryota, Fungi, Ascomycota, Eurotiomycetes, Eurotiales, Aspergillaceae. The transcript is spliced from 2 exons. Gene Ontology annotation, biological process: mycotoxin biosynthetic process. The coding region runs from base 1 to 318 and encodes 105 amino acids. The record is from RefSeq and is a predicted model, not a curated record.
AUGGCUGACCCUGGGUUCCAGAAUUAUGUUCGAAAGCUUCUAGAUAACCAUUGUCUCAACCACAUACGUCAAAGUAUUCAAUGCCACAUGGAUCUGACACCGGUCCCUGCGAUGUACUUUGACAGUGUGAAUUCUGAAGUUGGAAAUUUCGAUGUCUUGCAUACCUGCCGUGAUAUUAGCAGGCUACGGGACUGGAUGGCCGAAAAGGCGGCUACUGCUGAGCGAUCUCUAUAUUUCAAUCCAGAACAUGACCUUGGAUAUGUGCACAAUGACGACUACAGAAAGUCAUGGGAUAGCAGGAUAGACGAAUUUAAUUAA